AUGUCGCUCCAGACUUUGCGUGUCAUUAAGCACAUCUGCAGCAAGGGAAGCUCUGACUUCAAGCGGAGCUUCCAAAAACAAGCUGCUCCAGUAAGGGAGUUGACGCACUACAAAGGAGAGCCUGACCCCUUCAAAGGCGAUGUUCCCAAUCAGAAAGUUCGAGACUCUGCCAAGGAGGCCCUGGAUGCAAUCUUUGCUGCCACAGCAGUCAACCCACCUACAACUCCAGCGCCCCAUCAGAGUCGCAUCCAAGGCUUUGGUGGUGGCAGCAGCGAAGCCAUCUCGUCCACGUCAUCCAGGGGGUAUGAUGGUGAUUUGGGAGGGUCGGCAACUGUUAGCACCUCCCGGAUGACUGGCUUUGGCAACCCCAAAUUUGAGGGGUCGAGCGGCGGCAAUGCGGGGGGUGCUGUGACAUCUCCGAAAUUGUUGCUGGGUGGCAUUGGCAGCAAGGGAGGGUUUGGUGGCACCACGCGGCAUGCACCUUUCAUGAUGGAUCAGGGCGGUGCAAAUGGCAGCGAUGACGAAAGGCCUUCCGGAUAUCAGCCGAGACCAUUGACAGUCGGCACAGCGCCCAUCACUGCAUCAUUGAGUGCACCACAAUUAUCUGCAAACGACGGUGAUGAGGAGGUGAGGUUGGUGGAUGGCAUCUGUGCUUUGGGAGGCGUCCGAGCGCAGCCGUCAAGGGAGGAUCUCAGGCUGUUCGUGGAAAAUAUUGCCUCCUUGAAUGGCACGCGCGUAGCUGAGCUCCUACAUGCCAAGAUGGAGUAUGCCUCUUGGCAGACGGUGCUGCGAGCGGUUUCGGCAGUCGAGGCGGUGGCGGAUCCUGAGCCGGUGCGCAGGGCGGCAGCUUCCGCGCAGGCGUCGGUGCGCCAGCGAGCAACUGCGCUGCUGAAGCUGCUGGGCGCUGACGGCGCAGCCGCCGCCCCCAGCGCGUCUCGGGCAUCCCCCGUCGGGGAUCUCAUCGGUGGCAUGGAUGAGCCUUCUCCUGCAGCAGCCCCCCAAGCAUCCGCCCAAGACCUCCUCGGUGACCUGAUGGACCCUGCUCCAGGGCCAGCGCAAAUGGCUCAAGCGCAGGGUGGCAGCAUGUUCGACGGCCUCGCUGUGGGGGUAUCAUCACCUGCUGCUCAGGCGCGUGCACCGCAGCCUGGCACAGCGAUCCAGGAUGGGCCGGCGUCUGCAGCUGACAGAUUUGGCGGCCUGUCCCUCAGCGCUCCUGGGCAGAGCGGUGUAUCCUGUGGUGCUGGGCAGGCAUCUGCUGACCUGCUUGCAGGCCUGACUUUGCCCAGCGCAGCGCCUGCCUCUGCCGGCGUGGGGAGUGCAGCAAAUGGCAGUCUCUUUGGGAGGCCGCAGAGCAAUGGCACACCUUCAGCAGCGGGCUCUGGGGCCACCAAAUCAGGCAGUCAAGCUCUUGAUGCUGAUCUCUUUGGUGGAGGGCUCAGCCAGCCUUCUGCUUCUCCUCCAAUGGGGAUUGCUGCACAGGGGAAUGGGGCGUCGACUGACAUCUUUGGGAGCAACAGCAGCCCCACCAUGAUCACCUUGGCUUCACCUGAAAAACCUGGUCAGGCCACCCAGCAGUUUGGCUAUGCGCAGCCCCAACCUGUCUUGCCACACAAUCAACAGGGGCAAGGAGCCCCACCCCAGAUGUAUCAACAGCCGGUGCAGCAGUUUGGCAUGUACCCAGGUCCUCAGCAGGCCCAGCACCUGCACAUGCAGCAGUACCAGAUGCAGCAAAUGCAAAUGCAGCAGAUGCACAUGCAGCAGAUGCAAAUGCAGCAGCAGCAAAUGGGUGUGGGGGGAUAUGGAGCACCGCUGUAUCAUGCCCAGCAGCAGCAGCAAUUUGGUGGCCCUCCCAACGGGGCUGCAGUGGGGUCGGACAUCUUCAUCAGCAGCAAACCUCCCUCAGCGCCCAGAGCUGAGCUCUUGGGCGCCAAGAAGGAUCCCACCUUUGAUUUUGUUGGGGAUCACAUCAGCAAACUGCGCUCAUCCAAGUGA
Coccomyxa subellipsoidea C-169 is the source of this 1992-nucleotide messenger RNA. RefSeq lists its product as hypothetical. The record is from RefSeq and is a predicted model, not a curated record. NCBI's taxonomy places the organism in Eukaryota, Viridiplantae, Chlorophyta, Trebouxiophyceae, Coccomyxaceae. The coding region runs from base 1 to 1992 and encodes 663 amino acids. Gene Ontology annotation, cellular component: trans-Golgi network membrane. The transcript is spliced from 14 exons.